Messenger RNA from Misgurnus anguillicaudatus (oriental weatherfish), 2025 nucleotides. RefSeq names its product ethanolamine kinase 1. Gene Ontology annotation, molecular function: ethanolamine kinase activity. Gene Ontology annotation, cellular component: cytoplasm. Lineage: Eukaryota; Metazoa; Chordata; Actinopteri; Cypriniformes; Cobitidae. The record is from RefSeq and is a predicted model, not a curated record. Gene Ontology annotation, biological process: phosphatidylethanolamine biosynthetic process.
AGCACAUUUUAAUUAACAUUAACGCUAUGUUAUGGGCUACAUUUCUGGGAACCAUGGCCACUUUGAUUGGCAAAGGACUGGCCAAGAGGCUAUAUGACUGGGAACAGAGUAUAGGAAUGUAAAGCAACCAAUCAUGCUUCAAAUUGAGCUGCAUAAUGUUUAGGGGUUGUUUACUAAUCUAAUGUUUAAUAACAGGCUAGUCUGCAACCAGUAAAUCAUUCAUUAACCAUCGUCUUUAAAGUUUAUAAGAACAACAAUAGGGAAUCAGUCUCCUAAAAAUGUUAAUUACAAAACACCUAAACAAAUUGGUGGAAAUCAUAAAAUCAUAUGUAGACUUUGUUCAGAAAAUUUCAAACAAUCUAAAACUAACAAACACUGAUUAUUUUGUGGUCACGACUCUUUACCCACAUGGAAUCGUCAUUUCAUUUUUGCCCAUAUAAGCGGCUGAUAUCUGCUUCUCGUUUAGGUAUUUCACUUGAUUUUCUAUAAUAGUCCUGCUUGACUAGUUUACUCUGUUUUUCUGAGACAUGACUGUCUGAUAGGAUACCUGAUUCUCAUGUGGAGAUGGAAGGCUUUGCACUUCACAGGAUGAACAGAAACCAAGCAAGUACGAGUAAGAAGCAAGGCUUUCACUGAGGGUAUCACCAACCAGUUAAUGGGCUGCUAUGUGGGCUCUUUGACAGAAGGUCCUGUUAUACUGGUGAGAGUUUUUGGACAGAUGACUGAGCUGUUUUUGGACAGAGAAAAGGAAAUGGAAAUGUUCAGAGUGCUACACAAAAAUGGUUGUGGCCCUAGGCUGUACUGCAGUUUUACCAAUGGGAUCUGCUAUGAGUUUGUCAGAGGAGUUGUGCUGGAUGACAUAUUACUCAAACGGCCAUCUGUUUACAGACUGAUUGCAGCAGAAAUGGGGAAAAUCCAUGCAAUAAAGGAUGGAGAGCUUGAAAACAGUUCACCAAUGACACCAGUUCUGUGGUCUAGAUUAUCCAACUUCCUGAUCCUGGCUCAGAGUUCUGAUGCUCCAGUACAGUCAAGAUCCAGUGUCCAUCUGGAGGCACCAAACAUAAAAAUCAUCAUCAAAGAGAUAGAGGAGCUAAAGAGUCAUCUUAACCACAUUGACUCCCCAGUAGUGUUGUGCCAUAAUGACCUCCUGACUAAAAAUAUAAUCUACAACUCUGAAGAAGGCACAGUAAAAUUCAUUGACUACGAGUAUGCCGAUUUUAAUUACCAAGCUUAUGACAUUGGAAACCAUUUCAAUGAAUUUGCAGGUAUCAAUAAUGUUGACUCCAGCCUAUACCCUAGUUGUGAGCUUCAGUUUGAUUGGCUUACUGCUUACUUGGAGAGUUUUAAGCAGUGCAGUGGUAUGGAGUCGUCUGUCACUAAGAAAGAGGUCAAAGAACUUUACAUAAAAGUCUGCAAGUUCUCUUUGGUGGCUCAUUUCUUCUGGUGUCUAUGGGCUCUGCUGCAAGCUAAACAUUCUACUAUUGACUUUGACUUUCAGAGGUAUGCUAUGGCUAGAUUCAACUACUACUUUGAGAAGAAGCAGGAGUUCUUUGGAAUGACACUUCAGUAAUUUUUCUGCAUGGAGACAAAAGACAAGCUGCUAAAUAGGCCUAUGCAUGGAUAAAAAAAAACGAUUAAAGGUGGAAUACGUAGAAUUUUUACCACUAGAUGGCGCCAAAACACAAUAACAUCAAAUGACGUUGUUUAAUGACGCUCUGAAGCAGUGUGGAAUUAUGGGAUGGCCAUCAAUCAGACGUGAACGAGAAAUCAUGCUGAUGGAUAAAGUAAUCAAGUCUUAUAAAUGUUGCGUUUGAUGACAUUGUUUAUUUCAUUAUGUAAGUUUAUAUGUGAUGUUCAAAACGAAAUUGUUAGUCAUAGAUGUUACAGUAUUAGUCCAAAUUCGAUGGUUAACACAGCACAGAAUAAGUUUCAACUCACAAUCUACAAUGAUUUUUCACAUAAUGUAUUGACAGUACAAAUCUUAUUGUGAAGUGUCUUUAAAUAUCCAUUUAUAUUGCUUUACAA